Blepharisma stoltei is the source of this 1267-nucleotide messenger RNA. The record is from the annotation of a GenBank genome assembly. NCBI's taxonomy places the organism in Eukaryota, Ciliophora, Heterotrichea, Heterotrichida, Blepharismidae.
AUGAUAAAAAAGAACAAGGGGUUGAAUUUUACAAUUGGGAGAAAAACUCUUUCCCCACUGCCACCAAACAGUACAAUAUCUCAUAUAACCCCAAGACUACGCCGAACCAGCCUUUUUAUUUCAAACCAAAGAUCAAUUCAGCGUAAAGUAUCGCUCGAACAGUUCCGUCUAAUGAGAACUGUAGGCACUGGCACCUUUGCACGAGUCAGACUUGCUAGGAAUAUUGCAACUGAUGAAAUUAUUGUCAUCAAGAUGAUGUAUAAAAGCCAAAUAAUCCAAAUGAGACAGGUCGAGCAUAUAAAAAGUGAAAAGAAAGCGUUACAGGAAUUUUCGCAUCCGUUUAUAGCGAAACUUAUAGGGACACAACAAGAUCGGAAACGACUGUAUUUAUUUUUGGAAUAUAUCCCAGGUGGAGAGCUUUAUAAGCACCUAAGGAUUAAUAGGAUGUUUACUGUUCCAACAGCGAAAUUUUACGCUGCUGAGGUUGUGUCUGCUUUUUCUUAAUUUAUUAAAGAAUCGCUUUGUGCAUUUCGCUUAUAAACAUUAUUCCAGUUUCUAUAUGAAAAGAAAAUUAUAGUAAUUAUUUCUAAUACACAAUUAUGUUAAAAAGAUAUAUAUUCAUUCACAAAACGCAGUGUAUCGAGAUUUAAAGCCAGAAAAUAUUUUAUUAUCAAAAGAAGGACACAUUAAAUUUGUUGAUUUUGGCUUUACCAAAUUUUUAACCCCAGGGGAAUACACCUAUACUUUAUGUGGGACUCCUGAAUAUCUGCCCCCAGAAGUGAUUUUGCAGAAUGGACACCACUUAGAAGCUGACUGGUGAACAUUAGGCAUUUUGCUUUUUGAAAUGCUUGUAGGCAGACCGCCGUUUGAGGAAAAAAAUCCGUAUAAUAUUUACAAAAAAAUAAUAUCAAGUGAAGUCGCAUACCCUGAAAAUCUUGACGAGGCAGCUCAUGAUUUAAUUUCAAAAUUGCUCAUGAAAGACCCUAAAAAGCGGAUAAGCGAAGAAGCGAUUAAAAGACAUGCGUUCUUUAGAGGGAUUAAUUGAAGAGAUGUAGAUCUUCAAUGUUUAUCCUUUUUAAAUUGGAAAAAUAAAUUUUAAACAAUAUUUCAAUUAUUAAUAUUAUUUAUUAUAAAAAAUAUAAAUCCUCCUAUUGUUCCAAUUAUUCGUGCACCUGAUGAUUCUUCUAAUUUCGAUAAGUAUAAAGAAGAAGAAGAUCCAGAUAUAGCUGAUCAAAUAGCAGCUUUUGAUAUGUUCCCUGAUUUUUAA